This is a messenger RNA of Lethenteron reissneri (Far Eastern brook lamprey), 3976 nucleotides long. RefSeq lists its product as uncharacterized. Gene Ontology annotation, biological process: protein linear deubiquitination. Gene Ontology annotation, cellular component: cytoplasm. Lineage: Eukaryota; Metazoa; Chordata; Hyperoartia; Petromyzontiformes; Petromyzontidae. The record is from RefSeq and is a predicted model, not a curated record. Gene Ontology annotation, molecular function: cysteine-type deubiquitinase activity.
CGCCCACUGCUUCCGGGUGAGAGGAGGAGGAGGAGGUGGCGGCGUCGUCGUCGUCGCGAUGAUUUCCUGGCGGUGGUGACUCAAGUAAUGGCAAGUGUUGAUGAAAACUCCAGCCUCGGAGGCAAGGUUGGGGCCAGGAAGGACUUUGCUAGCUCGGAAAUUGACACCAACAAGUCAGAAGUGAAACCUUCAAAUGUUGAUGAUUUAAGUGACACAGCUGUUGGCAACAGCCAUUCAGCCAUUCCCUGUAAAGUCUGUGGCACGGUAAAGGAACAGGGCGACCUUACCCCCCAAGACUCGGGACAGCAGCGCCGACUCGCUAAGAGCAAGAGUUACGCUAACAGCAAUGAGAAUAUUGCCUCUGAAAGUCCACCCGAAGAGAGCGAUUUGAAGGGAGACGCAGGCACAUACGACUUGAGCACUGAGCAUUGGCCUGAGGCGGCAGGAGAGUCGGAGAUGGGUCAGUCGUUAACUGGCUGCAUUGGGAGCAAAGUUUUUCACGACGAUCGCGAAACAAUCCACCAACGCGGUGAAGGCGAGACUGGAAAAAAGGGCGGCAAGGAUGAACUCCACCACAUGGGCAAUGCUGCCAAAGGCCACAAAGACCUGGAUUACAAAGAAGAUUAUCCUAAGAAGAGGGAAAGACAGCACAUUCAGGAAAGGUGGAAUGACACCACCGGCAGGCCGCCGCAGGGCGGGGGAAACGGGCCUCAUACCGACGACCAAGACGAGAGUGGUUUGGUUCAGAGCCUCUCCCACCAGGAGGAAGAUAUGUAUCGGAGUGAAGGUACAAUAGACAAAAUAUCGAUUGGAGAAAGGAGAGAAUUGGUUGAUUAUUCGUGUCAGGAAUGGAAAGGGUCCACGGCUAAAACCAAAAAGAUUAAAAAGGCGUACCUGGAACUGUCCAGCAAAGGCUACUUUGACAUACGGAGAGUGAGGGGAGACAACUACUGUGGGCUGAGGGCCACGCUCUUUCAGGCUUUUUGUAAACAAAUUAAGAUAUUUGACUCCACGGUGCAGAUAACCGAGCUUCCAAAUUUAUUAAAUCAGAGAAAUAAAGGGCUCAUUGAAAAUUGGACCUUUGCUAAUCGUGAAGCCAAGGACAGGCGCAACCAGGCGAGCUUGGUUAUCUGCUUGCAAAACCUAAAGAAUGAGUGGCUGAAGGCAUACACUUAUCAGCUAGCCGAUACAGAGAACUUUUGUAAGGAUCUCUUCAACCAGCUGGGCGUGACUGAGUGGCGCCUUUAUGAGGCUGUGAAGCUGCUCAUGCUGUGGAAGGCGAUGGACCUCUUUGAAAUGCAGAAGCGUGGGGAGGACGUGCCGCUCUUUGCCACGCUCAUGUUUGCGCGCGAGACGUCGCUCAACCCCCACUCUUUCCUGCUCAAUCACCUCAACCACGUGGGCAGCUCCGGCGGCCUGGAACAGGUGGAGAUGUGCCUCCUGGGCUACACUCUGGGCAUCACCAUCCGUGCCUUUCGGCUGUACAUGUUUGGCACGGAGGAAUUUCAGGUGUGCUACCCGGAGAGCGAACCUGCACGUGGUGGGGGCGCGGUAGAGCGACCCGAGGUCGCAAUCGUCACCGAGGACGACCGACACUACAACGUGCUUCUGCCGUCGCCCGACCAACCACCUCUUGGUCACAGCAAGCAACCACCGUUUGGGAACAGCAACCAUCCACCACUUGGUGACAGCAACCAACCACCGCAUGGGCAUAGCAACCAACCACCGCAUGGGAACAGCUACCAACCACCGUUUGGGCAUAGCAACCAACCACCGCAUGGGCAUAGCAACCAACCACCGCAUGGGCACAGCAACCAACCACCACUUGGUGACAGCAACCAACCACCGCAUGGGCAUAGCAACCAACCACCACUUGGUGACAGCAACCAACCACCGCAUGGGCAUAGCAACCAACCACCGCAUGGGAGCAGCAAGCAACCACCGCUUGGUAACAGCUACCAACCACCGCAUGGGAACAGCAAGCAACCAUCGCUUGGUGACAGCUACCAACCACCGCAUGGGAACAGCAAGCAACCACCGCUUGGUGACAGCUACCAACCACCACAUGGGAGCAGCAAGCAACCACCGCUUGGUGACAGCUACCAACCACCGCAUGGGAACAGCAAGCAACCAUCGCUUGGUGACAGCUACCAACCACCGCAUGGGAGCAGCAAGCAACCACCGCUUGGUGACAGCUACCAACCACCGCAUGGGAGCAGCAAGCAACCAUCGCUUGGUGACAGCUACCAACCAUCGCAUGGGAGCAGCAAGCAACCACCGCUUGGUGACAGCUACCAACCACCGCAUGGGAGCAGCAAGCAACCACCGCUUGGUGACAGCUACCAACCACCGCAUGGGAACAGCAAGCAACCAUCGCUUGGUGACAGCUACCAACCACCGCAUGGGAACAGCAAGCAACCAUCGCUUGGUGACAGCUACCAACCACCGCAUGGGAGCAGCAAGCAACCAUCGCUUGGUGACAGCUACCAACCACCGCAUGGGAGCAGCAAGCAACCACCGCUUGGUGACAGCUACCAACCACCGCUUGGGAGCAGCAAGCAACCACCGCUUGGUGACAGCUACCAACCAUCGCAUGGGAACAGCAAGCAACCACCACUUGGUGACAGCUACCAACCACCGCUUGGGAGCAGCAAGCAACCACCGCUUGGUGACAGCUACCAACCACCGCAUGGGAGCAGCAAGCAACCACCACUUGGUGACAGCUACCAACCAUCGCUUGGGAGCAGCAAGCAACCAUCGCUUGGGAACAGCAAGCAACCAUCGCUUGGUGACAGCUACCAACCACCGCAUGGGAGCAGCAAGCAACCACCGCUUGGUGACAGCUACCAACCAUCGCUUGGGAACAGCAAGCAACCAUCGCUUGGUGACAGCUACCAACCACCGCAUGGGAGCAGCAAGCAACCACCGCUUGGUGACAGCUACCAACCAUCGCUUGGGAGCAGCAAGCAACCACCGCAUGGGAGCAGCAAGCAACCAUCGCUUGGGAACAGCAAGCAACCACCGCUUGGGAGCAGCAAGCAACCAUCGCUUGGGAACAGCAAGCAACGGGCACGCUCGCCGCACACUUCGUAGUUACGUGGAGGCGAAUGUCUCGUGACAAAAAUAAUUUAACAGUUUCUGCAUAGUUGCCAAUAUGACGAUUUGGUGUAUUAUUGUUGAUAUAUAUACACACUGGCUGGUGCAGUCGGACGUGCGGGGCAGUGGUGGUAAGCGCAGUGGUUCACACGGCGUGCUGCAAACCCCCCCCCCCCCCCCCGCGGGCUGAAUUGUGAUUUGUGACCACGGCUAAAAUUGGUGGCGAGUGACAUUGGAACAGAUCUUGGUCCCCCCCUCUCUUGUGAAUAAUGCUUAGAUGACCACCAUGCAUACGAGGAGUUUCAAGGCUACAGGGCUACAUUGUGGGCAGACAAUGUUAAACUGCACUCCCUCACCCUCGGGAAUUAGCUCACUGCCUUCAGCCCACAUUGCCACGAGAGUGUGGUGGCCUUCAUCCAGCAGUGGAUUGGUCAUGGCUGAAGACGAAGUGAAAAAGCGGUGGACAGUACACCCACCUGUUGCCAUUUGCACAUCGUUCAGCAACUUCAUCUCAAUGUCUCGAUUUUGUACAGCGAGGAAGUUAUUGUACUUAGACUUUUUUUUGGUGGUUGAAAAAAGAAUGUGCUCCAGCAUGUUUUAUCUGAUGCAUUCAUCCGUUUCACACAGAAUAGUAUUUUUUUAAGGCAUUACAAUUCGCCGAAGCUCUUGCAAGCUUGGCAAGAGGUACGGGACGUGUGCUGAACGCAGUGCGGGUGUUUCUUUUUGUCGUUGCGCUUAAGAAAUUGUUUAGGGUAUCUUUUUUGUUGCAUAUUUUCAUGCAGUUACUCUGCCAGAAUAACAAAUAAAGGGAUAAAGGAAAAAUCUGUUCUCGUGUGAUUAUAAUUGAUACAUAAGUAUUAAUAAAGUCAACUUAAAGUGA